AAGCAGUAGAACGUAGGAACCACGGUUGGUUACCUUACGGGCGCCUAUCGUGUACUAUAACUUCCCUUUUCCAGGCCCGCGCAGGUGCCACUGAUGAGCUCUUUUCCUUCUAUUCCUCUCACCGACUUGCCCAAUUCCUCUGUCCGGGAAUUUCGCUAUUAAUUGACUUUUCACUGCUGUCACUUGUCCGACUACUAGAGGAUUCCGUCACACCUUUUUCCCUUUUUUUCCUUUUUUUUUCCGAGGGAAAACCAACCGCAUAGGUAUAAAUUGAACCUUGACGGUGCUUAGUGUGGUCAUUGGAUCUUGGGGAUCCCAAAUGAACCCGGCGAGCUAGUGAAGCUUGAGACACCUUACUAGGCCUAACGGAUUUUUUUUUGAGAGAUCUCUUGGCGAUCUCGCACAGAAAUCAUGACACCUAUGAGGAACGGUGACGGCGGCGGCGCCCGGUCGUACGGGCACGACCCCGAGCCUGCGUCUGAGUGGACGGCGCUCCUCGGGGAUUCGAGGACCAGGUACACUCAGGAACCCGGACCAAUCACGAUUCCGCGGACGGGCACGGUGGACGACGACUACGGGAGCUCGAGCGACGACCUGGACCCGAACGAGGCGGACCUGCUGAUCGCGCGCAGCUAUACGUCCACGGGGUCCGGGCUCGCCCCCGAAUCCUUCGAGUCGGCCUUGCUUAGGGGGCGGAGGCGGUCGCGAAGCUCGGCACGGCGGGCGUCGACCACCAACCGGAGCAUGGUCUCGAUAUCUCCCAGACCUAUACUCAACGUGCAUCAUCAGAUUCACCGGGAACUCCUCGACUCGCCGUCGUCGGAAGGGAGUCUAAACGGCGACCUUGAAUCAGCCCAUGUCGAACAUGACAAAUCGCAACCUUCGUUCCUCAUCGAUACGGAUAGACGGAGGUUUUGGAUAGUGUUUUUAAGCAUUAUGCUUACGCAUUUCAUAGCUUGCUUUGAUGGCACUAUCAUGGCGUCGUCUCACCCGGUCAUCACAAGCUAUUUCCAUAGCUCCAACAGUGCUAGUUGGUUAUCCACCGCUUUUCUACUCACGAGCACGGCAUUUCAGCCCGUGAUCGGCCGACUAUCUGAUACUAUAGGCCGCAAGCCGCCGUACCUCGCUACGACGGUCAUAUUCGCGCUUGCGACACUAUGGUGCGCGCUGGCGCAGAGCAUGACAGGUUUCAUCCUCGCCAGGGCUGCGUGCGGACUCGGUGCUGGGGGUGUGUUGGGCAUGGGGAGUAUUAUAAUUAGCGAUUUGGUACCCAUCGAGCGCCGUGGCUCUUACCAAAGCUACGUCAACAUUGUGUACGGACUAGCCUCAGCUUUAGGCGCAGCUCUGGGAGGUCUGAUGGCAGACAGUCUCGGCUGGCGAUGGGAAUUCGGCAUCCAGGUUUUUCCUAUCGUCCUUUGCUUCGUCGUAGCCUUUUUCGGCAUCCCGGGGGAUCUCGGUCUGCAGAAUAAGCAUCAGUCAUUCAAGGAGGCUAUGAAAGCUUUUGAUUUCCGAGGAUCGAUACUCCUAACCAUUUCUACUACGUUUCUCAUAUUAGGAUUGAACCUCGGAGGUAAUGUACUGCCCUGGACUCAUCCGUUCGUCCUAUCCUCACUCAUCAUCUUCGCCAUCUGCUUCCCGGCCUGUCUGUACGCGGAAUCGAAGCACGAGCGCCCCAUCAUGCCCCUGAUCCUGCUCCACAGCUCCCCGCGCGCCAACAUCAUCUUCUCCAACUUCAUCGCCUCCUUCCUCCUCAACGCCAUCCUCUUCAACACCCCGCUCUUCUUCCAGGCCGUCCUCCUCACCAGCGCCACGACCUCGGGCCUGUACCUCGUCGUGCCCGUCGCCACCGCCAGCGCCGCCGGCACGCUGACCGGGUUCCUCAUAUCCUGGACGCGCCGCCUCAAGUGGCCGCUCACCCUCGGCACGCUCUUCUACCUCUUCGGCACCAUGCUCCUCUCCUCCAUGCGCCGCGGCUGGCCGCUCUUCGCGUACCUGCUCUGCCUCGUGCCCUCGAGCAUCGGCCAGGGGUUCCAGUUCCCGGGGACCUUCAUGGCCGUGCUCGCCGCGAGCGAGCACCGCGAGCAAGCCGUCGUCACCUCAACCCUCGUGCUCUGGCGCGCCCUCGGCUCCGUCCUCGGCGUCGCCUUCUCCUCCCUCGUAUUGCAGAACGCGCUGCGCCGCUUCCUCGCCGAGUACGUCGUCCCGCCCGCCGGCGUGCCCGACCCCGCGGCCUGGAAGGCCGCCCUCGUCGAGCGCGUGCGCGAGAGCGUCGAGGCCGUCGCCGCGCUGCCCGCCGGCGAACUCAAGGACCAGGUCGUCGCUAGCUACGAGUCCGCCGUCCGGCUUACUUUCCUGUGCCUCGUGGGUUUCGCUGCCGUUAGCGUGCUUAUGAUUGUGCCUGUUAAGUUGCCUAGGUUGGGUGGUAGGAAAUAGGAGGUGCGAGAAAAAAAAGAUUAGAGAGCUAGAAAAUCUGACGAGACGUUAUGUUAUAAGGUGCAUAAAGUGCAUAGAUCUAGGUAGGUUAGGUACCUAGGUAUCUAAGGUAUUAUGAGACGAGAAUUUGGAGGCUGGUUAAAAUAAUUAGGGCAUGCAUGUCACGCAUAUUUCGGGUUAUGGGUAUCAUUAGGAUGUACGUUAGCAAAUGGUUUAGAUAGGUAGCGUUAUUAUUGGGAUUUUUUUGUAAUUCAU
Annulohypoxylon truncatum is the source of this 2688-nucleotide messenger RNA. Its product is annotated as major facilitator superfamily domain-containing protein. The transcript has 5 exons. Gene Ontology annotation, cellular component: fungal-type vacuole membrane. NCBI's taxonomy places the organism in Eukaryota, Fungi, Ascomycota, Sordariomycetes, Xylariales, Hypoxylaceae. The coding region runs from base 412 to 2433 and encodes 673 amino acids. Gene Ontology annotation, molecular function: basic amino acid transmembrane transporter activity. Gene Ontology annotation, biological process: transmembrane transport; basic amino acid transport. The record is from RefSeq and is a predicted model, not a curated record.